Fomitiporia mediterranea MF3/22 is the source of this 1701-nucleotide messenger RNA. RefSeq lists its product as uncharacterized. Gene Ontology annotation, molecular function: protein binding. Lineage: Eukaryota; Fungi; Basidiomycota; Agaricomycetes; Hymenochaetales; Hymenochaetaceae. The transcript has 2 exons. The record is from RefSeq and is a predicted model, not a curated record. Bases 1 to 1701 code for a protein of 566 amino acids.
AUGCCUCGGGAAGGAUCCCCUUUCGCCGGGAUACGUACACUCGUCCGUCAACAAUACCCCACCGACGCCCCGACUACGUGCCAUUCCUUUCCACGCGUGACCUCGAAAGAAGAGGAAGGGGAUAAGCGCUACGAAGAAAGAACGGAAUUGUGUCUCCCCGCUGAGCUCAUCGGUCUCAUCUUCGAACAUACUCUCCCUGACAAACCAAGCCUCUCAUCGUCCAAACCUCCACUCUCGCUUACGCAAGUAUGCCGGUCCUGGCGUGCGAUCGCCUUCGACACACCACGUAUAUGGGCGACUAUCCUUAUUCCUGAUUGGCAAGAGCUUCCGAAGAAUGCUUGGGAACUUGUGAAGCUUUGGGUGGAAAAAUCUGGAGAGGCGCCGCUCGAUAUAGAUAUCAGCUUGUUCAAUGAAGAUGUUAUGGUCUUCCCAGAUCCAGACACACUGAAUGAACUGCAUGAAUUCCUAAAGAAAGUGCUAGAAUUCCUCAAACCGCAUCGAGCAAGGAUGUUAAGAUUCCGAGGCGUCUUCCCUGAGUUCCUCAUGGAAGAGGUAGGAGUAUCUGAGAUGGUGAAUGCCGAACAUGUGUACUACUGCGGGAUGCUGGGAGAUAAGAUUGCAACUGAGGGAAUGGAAGACAGCGAAAUUGACAUGCUGACGAACAAAUUGGACGUUGGGCCCCAGCGAGAUGCGCUCCGAUCCCUUGCCAUCUGUGGGUGCGCAGCAAACAUCAGCUCCGUCCAGCUACAAAAUCAGCUCACGCACAUCGAGCUUCUUGACUUACAUCGCGGCGGGGAGAUCUGUCAGGAGACGGCCUUCCAGCUUAUGCAAAAUAUGCCGAAGCUGAAGAACUGCAUCUUGGACCUCACACGAUUCGAGCGGCAAGAUUGGACGCCCCCCGAGAGAUGCAUAGUGUUGGAAAACCUCGAAUUACUCUUCCUUUCCUGGGUCUUCCCUGCAGAUAUCGACAACUUGCUUCGUUGCAUAUCUGCCCCCAAGCUUACCAAACUUGGUUUGCGCGGUACUCCGAUGGUACCGCAACGGCCUUGGACCGGGUUGCACGAUUUCCUCGAGGCGUCCAAGGCACCCAUCGAGCGCGUCUCGCUCGGCGAUUUCAGUUCCGUUGACGUACAAUACCUCCGGUGUUUCGCACAUCUCCCGAACCUCGUUCACCUUACGCUCAACCACUGUGAAAUACACGACAGUAUAUUCCAUGCUCUCACCUGCACGGAUCCAGAAUGGAAUUCGAGUCUCCUUCCAAACCUCCAGAUAUUCAACAUGGGUGUCUGCGAGGGAUUCGAAGUGGACAGCUUGGUGAACUUCCUCAAAAGCCGUGCAAAGGACACACCCGAAGGUGUGUUACAGAUGACGGAGGUGGCAAUUAUGUAUUGCAUGAAGGUCACAGAGUCAGUAGCACCCAGGCUUCAUGAGUGCGGCAUCGAGAACCUGAUAUUGGAGGCAGCCGAAGAUGACUCCGUGUAUCCCUAUGCGAGAGUAGUCGAGACUCAUCGAGAGCUACUUGCUGUGCUCUACCAGGCCGGAGAGGAUGAGCUCCCACCGUUCCCGGAGCUCGAAGAGAUGGAAGGUGGAGAAGAUGGAGGAGACCCAGAAAACAGCAUGCAUGUGGAUGAAAAUGAAGGACAGCCUGGGAACGAAGAUAGACACGAAAGGGGCGCAGAGAGACCAGCUGACGCGGCAUAA